UUUAGAAGCGAAAAGUCCCCGCGCGCGGCCGCUCGCGACUUCAACACACAAACUGAACGGCAACUUUUUUUUGUAUCUUUUCUGUCCGCGCGCACCGGAGCAGAGGGAAAUUAUACUAACCGGAAAUUAUUCACACUGCAGCCUGCAAACAACAUCAGACGCGGAGAAUCCUGCUGGACUAAAAACACACACACACACACACACACACACCCCCCCGAAUCUGUGCGUAGUCAAUAUUUUGCUGCUGAACUCGGCUCGGUUCCGUUUGGUCUCACGCGCUGCAUCAUACACUCACAUACAUAAGCGCGCAGUCAGGUGCUAGUGAGGGACACACACACACACACACACACACACACACACACACACGCGCGCGCACGCACAUUCAAGCGCGAGGAUGACAGAUGCACGCGGGCGGCAGGACUCUUCACCGUGAGCUCGCGACUGAAAAGCGGAAUCCUCGCUCUCCGUUGCUGCGCGCGUGUGCGUGCAUGUGAGUUGUAUUAUUGCGAGUAGUGAGUUGGACGGCGCGAGCGUGCCGUAUCGGUGCGUGCGGUCCGAUUUGCAGGAUUAUCCAACUUUUCCCCCUAUUUUUUUUAAAAUACGUAUUUGGACCGACAGACCGACCCACCGAGCGACCAUCUCUCUCUCUCUCUCUCUCUCUCUCUCUCUCACUGUGUGCGCGCGCUGCAGCGGGACCGUGAGAUCAUCCGCCCGCUCUGAGGAACUUCAUCUCCGCCAGGACAUAAGAGAAGAAGAAGAAGAAAACGAAGAGAGAGCAAACCGAGAGGAGAGGGAGGGAAAAGAAGGGAAUAAAGAGAGGAAAGAUGUGUGUGGGGAGCGCGGCGGUGUGUUUGGCGGCGGUGCUCGCGCUUCUCUGGGUCGGCGGGUCGCACGCGCAGCUCUGCCCGGCUCAAUGCUCGUGCGUCGGGACCACCGUGGACUGUCACGCGCAGGGGCUGCGGAGCGUUCCGCGAGACAUCCCGCGCAGCACGGAGCGACUUGACCUCAACAACAACAAUCUGACCAAAAUCACGAAGGCCGACUUUGCAGGGCUCCGAAAUCUCCGAGUGCUACACCUGAUGGAGAACAAGAUCAGUAUAAUUGAGCGAGGAGCAUUUCAGGACCUGAAGGAGCUGGAGAGACUGCGCCUGAACAGAAACAGUCUGCAGGUUUUUCCAGAGCUGCUCUUUGUCACGACAACCAAACUCAACAGACUGGACCUGAGUGAGAAUCAGAUUCAAGGCAUUCCGAGAAAAGCGUUCCGAGGAGCUACGGAGAUCAAAAACCUGCAGUUGGAUUAUAAUCAAAUCUCAUGCAUUGAAGACGGAGCAUUUAGAGCUCUGCGGGACCUGGAAGUGCUAACACUGAACAACAAUAAUAUAUCUCGUUUGUCAGUGGCCAGUUUUAACCACAUGCCCAAGCUCAGGACAUUUCGUCUUCACUCCAAUAAUCUCGUCUGUGACUGCCACGUGUCCUGGCUCUCUGAUUGGCUGAGACAGAGGCCCCGCCUCGGCCUUUACACUCAGUGCAUGGCUCCGCCCCCUAUGAGGGGACACAAUGUCGCCGAGGUUCACAAGCGAGAGUUUGUCUGUACAGGUUCUGUGUCUCACUCGUCCUGCAGUGUCCUUCAGUGUCCUGAGUUUUGUUCCUGCAGUAAUAAUGUAGUGGACUGUAGAGGAAAAGGUCUGACUGAGAUUCCCACCAACCUUCCGGAGACCAUCACAGAGAUUCGUCUGGAGCAGAACUCCAUCAAGAUCAUCCCACCUGCGGCCUUCACACCUUACAAACGUCUCAGGAGGAUUGAUCUGAGUAAUAAUCAAAUAUCAGAAAUGGCUCCAGAUUCCUUUCAAGGCCUGCGCUCUCUCAACUCACUGGUUUUAUACGGGAAUAAAAUCACCGAACUUCCCAAAGGCCUGUUUGACGGACUCUUCUCUCUACAGCUACUGUUACUGAACGCAAAUAAGAUCAACUGUCUGCGUGUGGACGCCUUCCAGGACCUGCAGAACCUCAACCUGCUCUCUCUGUACGACAACAAGCUGCAGACCAUCGCUAAGGGGACGUUUGCAUCACUGCGUGCCAUCCAGACGCUACACCUGGCCCAGAACCCGUUUGUGUGUGAUUGUCAUCUGAAGUGGCUGGCUGAUUACCUGCAGGAGAACCCGAUUGAGACGAGCGGAGCGCGAUGCACCAGCCCACGCCGCCUCGCCAACAAACGCCUCGGCCAGAUAAAGAGCAAGAAGUUCCGCUGCUCAGCUAAAGAACAGUAUUACAUACCAGGUACGGAAGAUUACCGCACUAAGCUGAGUGGGAGUUGCUUUGCCGAUCUCGUGUGUCCUGAGAAGUGUCGCUGCGAGGGAACGACCGUCGACUGUUCGGGACAAAAACUCACCAAGAUCCCUGACAGCAUCCCACAAUACACUGCAGAGCUACGUUUGAACAAUAACGAGUUCACCGUGUUGGAGGCGACUGGCGUGUUCAAGAAACUCCCACAACUGCGCAAGAUUAACUUAAGUAAUAAUAAGAUCAGUGAUAUAGAGGAGGGCACUUUCGACGGAGCGAAUGGAGUGAACGAGCUCAUACUGACCAGCAACCGCCUGGAGAGCGUUCACUACGGCAUGCUGAAGGGUCUGACGGGUCUGCGCACACUGAUGCUGCGCAGUAACAAGAUCAGCUGUGUGAGUAACAGCAGCUUCACUGGCCUGAGUUCAGUGCGGCUGCUCUCUCUCUACGAUAACCUGAUCACCUCCAUCACCCGGGGAGCCUUUGACACACUCCACUCACUCUCCACACUGAACUUGCUGGCCAAUCCGUUUAACUGUAACUGUCACAUGGCCUGGUUGGGGGAGUGGCUACGGAAGAAACGCAUCGUCACGGGAAACCCUCGCUGCCUAAAGCCCUACUUUCUGAAAGAGAUCCCGAUUCAGGAUGUUGCCGUGCAGGACUUCGCCUGUGAGGACGGUGAUGAUGAGAAUAGCUGCUCCUCGUCGGCUCGGUGUCCAUCAGAGUGCUCGUGUUUGGACACGGUGGUGCGCUGCAGUAAUAAAGGACUGAAUACACUGCCGAAGGGCAUCCCUAAAGAUGUCACUGAGCUCUAUCUGGAUGGAAACCAGUUCACACAGGUUCCUCUGGAGCUCUCCAACUACAAACACCUCACACUCAUUGAUUUGAGCAAUAACCAGAUCAGCACGUUGUCCAACAACAGCUACAGUAACAUGUCUGAGCUGCUUACACUAAUCUUAAGCUACAACAGACUGAGGUGUAUUCCAGCUAAAGCCUUCGAGGGCCUUCGAUCUCUGCGAUUACUGUCUUUACAUGGUAAUGACAUUGCUGUAAUUCCUGAAGGAGCGUUUAAAGAUCUCGCCUCUCUUUCUCAUCUUGCUCUCGGUGCGAACCCUCUACACUGUGACUGUAACAUGCAGUGGCUCUCUGACUGGGUGAAGAGCGGCUAUAAAGAGCCGGGCAUCGCUCGCUGCGCCGGACCCAAAGACAUGAUGGACAAACUGCUGCUCACCACACCGUCCAAACUGUUCACCUGUACAGGUCCAGUGGACAUCAAUAUCCAGGCAAAGUGUGAUCCAUGUCUGUCUAACCCGUGCAAAAAUAAUGGUACCUGCAACAACCAUCCUAUUGACUUCUACAGAUGCACCUGUCCAUAUGGAUAUAAGGGUCAGGAUUGUGAGGCUCCCAUCCACGCCUGCAUCAGUAACCCAUGUCAUAAUGGUGGAACGUGCAAUCUAAAAGACGGAGCUGAGAACACACACUGGUGUGUGUGUCCCGAGGGCUUCGAGGGAGACCAGUGUGAGAUUAACAUCGAUGACUGCGAGGACAAUGACUGUGAAAAUAACUCCACAUGUGUGGACGGAGUUAACACUUACACCUGUCUCUGCUCAUCUGAGUACACAGGGGAGCUGUGUGAAGAUAAGCUGGAUUUGUGUUCUCCAGAGCUGAAUCAGUGUCAGCAUGACUCCAAAUGCGUCCUGACUGCUCAUGGUUUCAAGUGUGAGUGCACUCCAGGUUACUCGGGAGAGCAGUGCGAGCUGAACGUCGAUGAUUGCAAGGAUAACAAGUGCAAAAAUGGAGCGCAGUGUUUCGACGCCGUCAACGGCUACACGUGUGUGUGUCCUGAGGGCUACAGCGGGUUGUUCUGCGAGUUCUCCCCCCCCAUGGUACUGCCCCGGACGAGUCCGUGUGACGAUCACGAGUGUGAGAACAGUGCGGAGUGUGUGGUCAAGGGGGCAGAACCUGUGUGUGUGUGUCUCCACGGUUACGAGGGCGCACGAUGUGAGCGACUCAUCAGCGUGAACUUCGUCAGCCGAGAGGCGUUCAUCCAGAUUCCUUCUGACACGCAACACACCAACAUCACUCUCCAGAUUGCGACAGACGAGGACAGUGGAGUGUUACUGUAUAAAGGCAACGGUGAACAAAUGGCUGUCGAGCUCUACAGAGGAAGAGUGAGAGUCAGCUACGACACAGGAACCAUCUACAGUGCAGAGACGGUGAGUGACGGGGGGUUCCACGUGCUGCAGCUCACAGUGACGGACCUGUCUGUGUCUCUGUCCAUUGAUGGAGGGAAACCCAAAUCCAUGUCUACUGCACGGAGGACAAGUGCAGGAUCGGGAGCAUCUCCACUCUACCUGGGAGGCGUCCCUGUGCAGUCGUCUGUCUCUCUGUUCAGUAACGGCUCCAGUUUUCACGGGUGUGUCCGUCACGUCUACAUUAACGAGCAGCUGCAGGAUAUGAUGCGUUUCCAGCGGGAGGGUGUGAUCCCUGGGUGCCGCUCGUGCCAGCCGAGUGUGUGUGUGCACGGCCAGUGCCACGUUAACUCGCGUGACGCACACGACGCGUACGAAGACUCCCACUCGUCCUUCAGCUGCGAGUGUGAACCGGGCUGGACCGGACCGUUGUGUGACCAGCCGCUCAACGACCCCUGCCUCGGCAACAAGUGUGUGCGUGGCACUUGUGUGCCCAUUAACUCGUACUCGUACAGGUGUGUGUGCGCACCAGGCUUCGUCGGCGUGCUGUGCGACGAGCGCAGCGUGAGUGUGUGCGAGUGUAAACACGGACACUGCCGCCUCUCCGGCCUCGGCACAGCGUACUGUGAGUGUAACGCCGGAUACACGGGGCCGCUGUGUGACAAAGAGAUGGAGUGUAGGGGUCACAGGGUCCGAGGUUACUUUCAGAGGCAGCAGGGCUACGCUGCGUGUCAGACCACGGAGAAAAUCUCACGCUUAGAAUGCGCAGGAAGCUGCGGGGGCGGGGACUCGUGUUGCUCCGCCCUCCGCACCAAAUCCAGGAAGUACACGUUCCAGUGCACGGACGGCUCCUCGUUCAUCCAGGAAGUGGAGAAAGUGGUCAAAUGUGGCUGUACGAAGUGUCCAUCCUAAAACAGAGAGAGAGAGAGAGAGAGAGAGAGAUAAACAGACCCCGCCCCUUCCCCGCCCACACUUUCUGUCGUCGUCCUCCUCCUCCUCAUCUUCCCUCCCUCCACUUCCUGUCCUCUCCUCUCGUCUGUUUCUCCACGUUUUUAUAUAAAUGUUCACAUAUUCUCCGUUUCGGACUGAUGAUCGCUUCCCUCCGAAGAGAAGAUGGAUUAUUGUAAGAUACAGAACAACAAAAAAAAAAACCUAUUUUUUAUUAUCAAGGACAAAAAAAGUAUAGAUUUUAGAUUUAUUUUGUUUGUUUUUCAUUUGCAGUCCUGAAAGAACUGUGAUUUUAUUUUAUUUUUUUGUUUACCUAUUCAAAUUUUUUUUUUUUUUUUUUUUUUUUUUUUUAAAUUUUUAAUUUUAUUUUAUUGUUCUAAUUUUACUCAACAACACCUCAGUGAAGAGCGGAGAGCAGUCUGCUUCUCCGGACGGGUUUUUGGACUAACUCACUUUUUCAACAUGGGGAGAAAUAGUACCGCCAACACACACACACACGCACACACACACACACACACACACACACCUGGUUUUGCCACGUGACAGGUAUCCCUGGACCAACAAAGGUUAAAUCUGAUCAGCCAACACUAGUAUUAGUGCUUAGCAUGAAUGACUGGUUUUAGUUACACAGUAGAAAAUUAGCACAGAGCUAAUGUUAGCCAGCUAACCGCGGUAGCUAUCUAACGUUAAGUAGCAAAGUUUGCCAGGAAGUUAAUUAUUAAUUGAUUAUUUUUGUUGACCCAGAGACUCCUGUCAGUCAAAAACAUUAUGACACACACACACACACACACACACACACACACACACACACACACUGUGUGAACCCUGUGUAUUUAUUGUCUGAACCACUCCUUCACAGUACUUCCCUGCUUUUAUCCACAGAGAUACAUCCUAUAUAAACCUAUAAUAAUUUAUAUUUGUCCUGUUAACAGCGUAGCUUACACACACACACACACACACAGACACACACACAUAUUAGCGUGCUGUAACGUAGAACAACUAACGGUGGUUGAUUCGACCAACGAGACGUAAGUCAUGUUUAUAUAAAACCUUUAGUGGUGUUUCAAACCUUCAAAAUGUGAAGUGUAUAUUUUUGUCCUUAAAACUUUGUACGGUGUCAGAGAUGGACUUUCCUAUUAGCGAAGAACCGCGUAGCCCAUCCCCCUCCUCGUGUAUUCGACCUAAAACACGCAAUAUGUAGUGACCGAGUAACGCUAGCUCCACUAGGAGGCGCUCUAAGUGCCUCUUAAGAUGUUUCUCCUUAUAAAACUCGAUUUAACUAGAACGUAAAAAGCUGUGAGUAUUUUUUAUCUAAACGAUACUUUAACCCCGCCCACUUCCUCCCUCCUGUUAACACGUUGCUGCUAAACUGGUAUCGUAGACUUUGCGCCAUGAUUAGACGUGUGCCGAUAUCACCGUUUCCGUAUCGCGAUAAUCGCCUUCCGUUGCCAGUUUGUGCAUUUCGACGUUCUUGGUGAGAAUUGAGUCAUUUGAAUAUUUAAAAAUGAUUUACAAUUAAUUUAAAACAACAUAUACAAUAAAUAAACGAGGAUUCUUGCAUCGUACGUAUCGUAUCAGGAUUCAGUUUUUCAUAUUACUGUAUUUGAUUCACUCAGAAGUGUGAAACAUCAGAAUAAUACUAAAACUACAGGAAAAACUAACAAACCGGUCAUAUUACAAUUAAGCAAACGCGACAGUCAGAAAAUACACCGAUUUCCUGGGCAGGCCGCAGUCUUACAUCCUCCUGAUAUAACACGAUUCUUAGCUAGGCUUUGUAAACAGUUAGCUUCUGUUUGCGAAUGAACUAGCUUACCUAAUUAGCUGGCUAACAUUUUUAAGCAGAUUUUCCUCUUGUAGCAAAGAGGGAUCUAGCUAAUAUAGUUAGCUCUCUAAAAGUUUUUAAGUUAACUCAGUAACGCGUGUCUAAAAAAACAAAACAAAAACACAGUAUCACAAUAAUGCUAAUGCUAUGACAAAAAUGGAUUUGACAAACGAAUAGGCUACUCUGCAAAAGUUGUCUGAAAGUUCUAGAGAUUAAAACUACAAUAUACGGCCUUCUUAGCACACUGUGCAUGUGAGCUUUAGAAAUUUACAAUCCUUUACUGACUUCUCAGCCUAGGUGCUAACACGGCUAAACAGGAUUAGCUUCUGUAGGGAUGAAUGAACGGGCUCAGAUAACUAGUUAGCCGACUAACUAACUAAAAGUUCUGAACUGUUACCUCAUACCUAAGAGGGAACUGGCUAAUAAAACCUGCUGGUUCGCCACCUAACAGUUAUCUCUUAUAGUGAUAAGUAAGCUAAUACCACAUGCUUGCUAGAUAUGUAGCUCAAGCUAGCUAAUUAGAAACGCUUGGAUUGGGAACGAAUUCUUGUGGUCUGCAAACACAAGUAUAACCCUUAAUCAAAACCGUACAGAAAAUGUCAGCUGCUAAACGGUUAGCUUAAAACAGUGCAUGCGUGACGCUGCCUUCUGAGUGAGAAAAACUGUCAUAGCACGAAAAACAAAAAAACUCGACGACAAACGCUGCCUACCUGGUAGACGAGUCUACGAUAGCGUAAUAAUAUUCUGUUUGAUUAUCAAGAUAUUAUUCUGUUACAGAUUAUCGGCACAUGUCUAAUGAUGAUGAUGAUGAUGAUGAUGAUGGUUAUUCAGAUAGUAAUGAUAUGAUGGUGACGAUGGUAACUAUGAUGAUGGUGUGUAUUGUAAGGACGGUGCUUGUACACUGAUGAGCACAUUAUCUUACUGAUCUUUAAAUAAAAAUGUUCCUUCCUUGUA
This is a messenger RNA of Ictalurus punctatus (channel catfish), 8196 nucleotides long. RefSeq names its product slit homolog 2 (Drosophila) (gene slit2). Gene Ontology annotation, molecular function: Roundabout binding; heparin binding; calcium ion binding. Gene Ontology annotation, biological process: retinal ganglion cell axon guidance; negative chemotaxis; negative regulation of cell growth. Bases 825 to 5384 code for a protein of 1519 amino acids. The record is from RefSeq and is a predicted model, not a curated record. Lineage: Eukaryota; Metazoa; Chordata; Actinopteri; Siluriformes; Ictaluridae. The transcript has 37 exons.